This is a messenger RNA of Microplitis mediator, 1969 nucleotides long. RefSeq names its product F-box only protein 28 (gene pall). Gene Ontology annotation, molecular function: protein binding. NCBI's taxonomy places the organism in Eukaryota, Metazoa, Arthropoda, Insecta, Hymenoptera, Braconidae. Bases 209 to 1282 code for a protein of 357 amino acids. The record is from RefSeq and is a predicted model, not a curated record. Gene Ontology annotation, biological process: protein polyubiquitination. The transcript has 4 exons.
CUGCCAUCAACUGAAGAGAGACAGAAACUCAAGCAAACGCAAAAAAAAGUCUUGCCAUUUUUAAUUGGUAAUUACUUACAUCAGUAACAACGUUGUUUUGUAUUGUUGUUACUUUAAUAAAUACAUCAAAUAAAAAACAAAAAAUAAAUAUCUGAAGAAUAUAAAUAAAUUUUUAUAAAAGCAGAGAUUUGAACGUAAACUUUGCAAGAUGUUGCUGAUCGAAUUACCUGAUGUUGUUUUUGAAACGAUUUUGUCCAAGUUGUCAUACGAUGAAAUCGCCAGGAAUCGUUUGGUUUGCAAACAUUUUGACCAAACGUGCCAGAAACUACUGAACCGUGGAUUCCAGUCAAUGGAACGGUAUCAUACGCAAUGCCUUCGAGAAGUUAAGAGUCAAUUGCCAAGACGUGAGUCCGAAAGACGUAAUCACUCAUUGGCUAGACAUUGUGAUGUUUUGACAGCCAUUGAAACACGCAUAUCAAUGUUGUCGAUGACAUUUAUGAAAUACAUUAAUCAAAAUCUUUGUUGUUUUAUUCCUGGCAAGGUGAUUGAUGAAAUAUUUCGAAUCCUACACUUGGUAAAAGACUCAAACAGUUUGCCGCGAGCUCAUGAAAUUCUGCAGGAAUUGAGAGACAUCAGUAGCAUGGCAAUGGAACAUUUUGACGAAAAAAUUAUGCCGGCCUUCAAAUCACGAAUGAGUUCAUCGAGUAUGAGCAGCGUCAGCAGCUACGAUUUACCAGGUGGCAGCUUGAUGAUACCAUACAGUCCAAGCUCAGCACACAACACCGGUCGUAAUCCUUCGAUUAUUUUGAACCGGUACCACCCCCACACUGCCGACAAAUUGGAGCAACAGUUCAAAAAAUUAGUUUGCAAAACGCGCAAAAAUAAAUUAUCGUUCAUGGCAAUCAGAAGUAAAUUAAGCAAAAUGCGUUUACGUAUGAAACGACAGGGUGCGCAGAUGCGCUUGCAGAGUAACAAACUACUCGAGCAAGCUAAGAAAUUAAAUGAUCAAGAAUUACAGAUCGCUGAUUUACGCAGACACUUUGAAGAGUGGGAACAAAAAAUGGGUGAUUUGACGGCUGAGCUGAGCCGAGCGCGUGAUGAAUCUCUCACAGCAGACAGUAUUAAACGUCGUAUGACCGUUCAAAAAGAUUCUUGUGAUAACACGAAGCCUAAUCCGAAGAAACGUAAACUCAUCGUCGAGCGCAAGUCUUCAUGUGAUGCUACUGACAUUAAAUUUAAAAAAUUUAUGUCCGAACUACUGAGUGAAUCUCGAAAAGACUAGUAGAUUUAAGGUUUUUAUUUAAAUCGUUUAAAUAAAGUUACAAAGUUUAUUUUCAUUUAGAUACAGAAGUACGUGAAAUAAAUAAGCAUUCAAUUUUUAAUUUAUUAUUUUUCCAUUACCCGAAUUACUAUUUUAUGCUUUAUAAUAUCUACUAAUAUUAAAAAGCAGUAUUUUUUUUUUAAUUAUUAAAAUUAAUUAUCAUUACAGGCUAAAAAAUUGAAUGCUUAAUUAAUUCUCCGUUUGAAUUAAAAUUUAUUUUCACGAUCUUGUUCAUGAACCACAUGAACUUGUAAGUUUACACCCGUGAAAAUAAAUUAUAAAAAAUAACCAUCGAGUUGAAAAAAAUGUUUCACUGUAUUAAUUAUAAAAUUAGUUAUCAAAAAAAAAAUUUAAGUACAUAUCGGAAGUAUACGAAUGUACUCGAUGCUCACACGCGUUAAUUAACGCGUCUUCUUUGAUGUUGUGUUUAAUCGAAUAUUUUUUAAAUCGACAUAUAAAUUUUUCAACAUCUCAUCGGUCAGCCUAGUUUCGCGAACGCAAAGUUCAUCGGACUUUUUACCGUCUGUUUGAUUGAUGUGAUUGACCCGCGAGAGAUAACUCGUUGGGUCUUUUUUAUCUAAAAAAAAAAAAAAAAAAAGCACAAAGCGAAAUUAAUCAUAUUUCGUAGACCAGCUCACAAAAAAUAUA